Molecule: messenger RNA, 1635 nt
Organism: Chenopodium quinoa (quinoa)
Lineage: Eukaryota; Viridiplantae; Streptophyta; Magnoliopsida; Caryophyllales; Amaranthaceae
Product: phosphoglucan phosphatase LSF2, chloroplastic-like
Exons: 5
Coding region: 332-1180 (282 amino acids)
Biological process (GO): starch catabolic process; protein dephosphorylation
Cellular component (GO): chloroplast
Molecular function (GO): protein tyrosine/serine/threonine phosphatase activity; starch binding; carbohydrate phosphatase activity
Source: RefSeq, a predicted model, not a curated record
UACUGAAAAAAGAAUGGACUUUUGACACGAUACCGGGUACCCAAUGUUUCCCUAGCUAUAAUGCUAACUUGCUAAGUAAAAUACUACCAAAUACCCCCAAAUGGGUGACAAUGGCACAAUUGAAAACAUUGCACAACAAAGCCCAAUUCCUUUCUAAGGCUAAGGCUGGCUAUCUAUUGAACCACAUUCACCAAUCUGAACCGAACCACAAAUUGACCAGGUCCAGUUUUCAAUUUCGGAUCACGUAAAGUUUGGAUAAAGUGACCAAAAAAAAAAGAACGAAAAAAGAAAACUUUUCUGCCCAGAAGAUCUACAGUAGAGUGAGAGUGGAAUGGAGGAAGCUCUUGGAAAAGCUUGCUUAUCUUUAUUACCCACAAAAUUUUCACUUGAAAAUGGCAUCCGAAGCAAAAAAUUAAUCACCAAUUUCAGUUUUCCUGCUACUGUAAAAUCUGGGAUUUGCUGCAAAUUAUCUGGUAAUGAGAAUGAAGAAAAACCCUCAAGUAAUUCCAUCACAAUUCCCAAGAAAAGUAGGAUGGAAGAGUAUAAUAUUGCCAUGAAGAAUAUGAUGAAGAACCCAUAUGAAUAUCAUCAUGAACUUGGAAUGAACUACACUCUGAUACUUGAUAACUUAAUUGUGGGCUCACAGCCUCAAAAGCCAGAAGAUAUUGAGCACCUGAAGUUAAAUGAAAAUGUAGCAUACAUUUUGAACCUGCAACAGGACAAGGACAUUGAAUAUUGGGGGAUUGACUUUGAUUCCAUAUUGAAACAAUGUGAACAGAUUGGGAUUUGUCAUAUGAGAAAGCCUGCCAAAGAUUUUGAUCCAGAUUCACUGAGAACCAUGCUUCCCAGAGCUGUUUCGUCAUUGGAGUGGGCCAUUUCAGAGGGGAAAGGAAGGGUAUAUGUUCAUUGUACUGCUGGACUUGGCAGAGCUCCUGCUGUUGCAAUCACCUAUAUGUUCUGGUUUUGUGGCAUGAAUCUUAAAGAGGCAUAUGAUGGACUUACUUCAAAACGACCUUGUGGACCCAAUAAAAAAGCAAUACGCGGAGCUACUUAUGAUCUUGCUAAAAAUGACCCUUGGAAGGAGCCAUUCGAGAAUCUUCCGGAGCAUGCUUUUGAGGAUAUAUCAGAUUGGGAGAGGAAGCUUAUUCAGGAACGUGUGCGUGCCCUUCGUGGAACAUGAACCAGACACACGGAAUAACAAAAGCACGUAGCUGCAAGAGCGUGCUGGAAAGUCGAGAAUGAUUCUGUACAUUCAUCAUCAUAAGACUGCUCAUUGAAAAAGUAAAGUAAUACCGUGGAAUCAUCAUAAAAUACUUGCCUGAACAGGUAGCUGAGGAAAUGGUAUGGUGGUCCUCUAUAGCCAUUACACAACACUUUUACAGUGCAGUGGAGCUCCACCAAUUUGAAGACAUAUGGAAGUGGAACUGUGUAACAUACCUCUGUAUCCUGUUAUUCAUAGUUUACCAUAUAAUGAUGAAAAGGUGUAAUAAAAAUGGGCAAGAGAAUGAUUGAGAUCAUCCCUAUUCUGUGUCUAUAAUGUGAUAUGUAAUCUCUUGCGGUGAUGAAUGACCGAAUGUAACUAUUUAUAAUGAUACUGAAAGGAUGAAGAGUUGUGAUGAUAUAUCAUACUCCGUA